Molecule: messenger RNA, 2032 nt
Organism: Microtus ochrogaster (prairie vole)
Lineage: Eukaryota; Metazoa; Chordata; Mammalia; Rodentia; Cricetidae
Gene: Prps1
Product: phosphoribosyl pyrophosphate synthetase 1
Biological process (GO): 5-phosphoribose 1-diphosphate biosynthetic process; ribonucleoside monophosphate biosynthetic process; purine nucleotide biosynthetic process
Cellular component (GO): cytoplasm; ribose phosphate diphosphokinase complex
Molecular function (GO): ribose phosphate diphosphokinase activity; magnesium ion binding; ATP binding
Source: RefSeq, a predicted model, not a curated record
GGCACUCAAUAAUUAGAGUCGCGCGCUGGGCGGGAAUGUAAGAUGGCGGAGUAGGAACGCGGUGCGCUAGGUGUUAAGGCUACUGGUUGACUAAGUGUCCAGUCUCCGCAGCGGCAGUAACCACUGAGCAAGAGCGCGUCCGUGUAGUUGCCCAAUAUGCCGAAUAUCAAAAUCUUCAGCGGGAGCUCCCACCAGGACUUAUCCCAGAAAAUUGCUGACCGCCUGGGCCUGGAGCUAGGCAAGGUGGUGACUAAGAAAUUCAGCAACCAGGAGACCUGUGUGGAAAUUGGAGAAAGUGUACGUGGAGAGGAUGUCUACAUUGUUCAGAGUGGGUGUGGUGAGAUAAAUGACAAUCUAAUGGAACUUUUAAUCAUGAUUAAUGCUUGCAAGAUUGCUUCAGCAAGCCGAGUUACUGCAGUCAUCCCAUGUUUCCCUUAUGCCCGCCAGGAUAAAAAGGAUAAGAGCCGGGCUCCCAUCUCAGCUAAGCUUGUUGCAAAUAUGCUAUCUGUCGCAGGAGCGGAUCAUAUUAUCACCAUGGAUCUACAUGCAUCUCAAAUUCAGGGCUUUUUUGAUAUCCCAGUGGACAACUUAUAUGCAGAGCCAGCUGUCUUAAAGUGGAUAAGGGAGAAUAUAUCUGAGUGGAGAAACUGUACUAUUGUCUCACCUGAUGCUGGUGGAGCCAAGAGAGUGACCUCCAUUGCAGACCGAUUGAAUGUGGAUUUUGCCUUGAUUCACAAGGAACGGAAGAAGGCCAAUGAAGUGGACCGCAUGGUGCUAGUAGGAGAUGUGAAGGAUCGGGUGGCUAUUCUUGUGGAUGACAUGGCUGACACUUGUGGUACCAUCUGUCAUGCCGCUGACAAACUUCUCUCAGCUGGAGCUACCAGAGUUUAUGCUAUCCUGACUCAUGGAAUCUUUUCUGGCCCAGCCAUUUCCCGUAUCAACAAUGCAUGCUUUGAAGCAGUAGUAGUCACCAAUACCAUACCUCAGGAGGAUAAGAUGAAACACUGCUCCAAAAUACAGGUGAUUGACAUCUCCAUGAUCCUUGCAGAAGCCAUCAGAAGAACCCACAAUGGCGAGUCUGUCUCCUACCUGUUCAGCCAUGUUCCUUUAUAACAGAAUAGCUUCUGAAGCUUUUUUGAAAAUAAACCAACCCCAUCCCUCACAUUUCUUGGUAUUUGAGUUCAGCAGAAGACCCAGCUUGCUCCAGUGUAGAUGUUUACAUCCCACAUUAGCUACAUUAGAAUUUAGCCUAAAUUGGAAAAAGACAGAUUGUGGUUAACUGCUAGGAUGUCCUACUUGUGUUGUUUCAUCCUGACUUGCUUGUUUAUUUUGUGAGCCUUGCAGCUUUAACUAGAGGUCAGCUGCUGAAAGAUGUAUAGUCUAUUGAGAAUAUUCCACAAGGUCCAUAGGACAUAAUUGACAGAGCUCAUACUCCAUUUCUCAGGAAUGCUUUGGGGUUUUUCUUCAUAGCAACAAAGUCAGCCCAUAUGUGAUACAUUUUCAGAGUUUUGUGCUAAACUAUAGCAAGAGCCCUGAGCAUCCUUAAACAUAGUUCCAGUAGUUGAGCACCCUGUUAGGCAGGGGCAGUAGCUCAAUGCAGUAAUUAACCUUUGGGAGGAAGAAGCCUGAUCCAUUGCUAUCUGUUUAACUCUAUAGCUUGAAUUCUCUAUACCUGUUCCUUUCCUUUUGGCUUUACCUUCAGCCAUUUUGACCUUUUCGUAGCCAAAAAUAUCUUGGACUCAGUGAUCAUUGUACUUGUACCAUACAUAAUCUUGUGUAAGAGACUUGCUUCUUGCUAUGUAGCUGCUAACUUUCUUGUUAGAUAACUUGCUGUAGUGUAGUCUUCCCUAGCCUAUUACCGCUAUGGCGGUAGCUUUGAGGUGAUGUCUUAGUUAGUGCCUUUGAUUAAUUUAAGUAUUUAAUUUUCAUCUUCCUUGGAUCCAUUUGGUCUCUCAAUUGAACAGAUUUCUGCUAAACAAUUUGGUGUUACAGUCUCUUGUUGAGAACUUAAUAAAAUGUCUGUUAAUGUAUG